This is a messenger RNA of Rangifer tarandus platyrhynchus (Svalbard reindeer), 4923 nucleotides long. Lineage: Eukaryota; Metazoa; Chordata; Mammalia; Artiodactyla; Cervidae. The record is from the annotation of a GenBank genome assembly.
AUGAGUGAGACCUACGUGAAGAGGCUGUCCACCAUCCUGCUGGACGCCAUCACUGACAAGGACCCUCGGGUGCAGGAGCAGGUAUGUGGCGCCCUGUGCACCCUCGGAGGGUCACAGCCAGCGGAGGUGCUCAGCGCCUGUGAGGAGCACCUGCGGCUGCACGAAAAGCUAGCACAUCCAUACCGGACGAUGGUCCUACGGGCAAUGGAGACAGUCGUGAGCAAUCACAUCGGCGAGUUGGACAAGGACAUGGCCAGGGCCAUCAUCCUCCUGGCCUCCAGUGAGAUGACCAAAGUGAAGGAGCUGGUCUCUGAUUGGCAGCAGGCCGCCAGCAGCGUCCUGGUGGCGGUGGGGAGGCGGUUCAUCAGCAGCGUGAUGGAGGAGCUGCUGAGCAAGUUCCAGCCUGGGCUCCUGCCGCAUCCCUGCACCGUGCACACACUCGCCAGCCUCUCCAUCUCCAAUGUGUUUGGCAUGGUGCCCUUCCUGACGUCCGUCCUCAGCACCAUGCUGCCCAUGCUGGGUGCAGCCAAACAUGACUCAAUGAAAGUGGUGUUCUGCUGUGCUCUGCAGCGCUUCAGUGAGAGCACCCUGGAGUACCUGGCCAACCUGGACCAGGCCCCAGACCCCACAGUCAGAAAGGACGCCUUCGCCUCAGACAUCUUUGGUGCUUAUGACAUCCUUUUCCACCAGUGGCUACAGAGCCGGGAAGCGAAGCUGCGGCUCGCAGUGGUGGAGGCCCUGGGGCCCAUGAGCCACCUGCUCCCCAGUGAGAAGCUGGAGGAGCAGCUCCCCAAGCUGCUGCCUGGGGUGCUCACCCUCUACAAGAAGCACGCCGAGACUGUCCACGUGUCCAAGAGCCUCGGCCAGAUCCUGGAGGCAGCCGUGAGCGUGGGCAGCCGCACACUGGACAUCCAGCUCGACUCUCUCCUGGCCGCUCUGCAUGCUCAGAUCUGCGUGCCCGUGGAGUCGUCCAGCCCGCUGGUGACGAGCAACCGGAAGGAGGUGCUGCGUUGCUUCACCGUACUGGCCUGCUCCUCGCCGGACCGCCUGCUGGCCUUCCUGCUGCCCAAGCUGGACACCAGCAACGAGAGGACCCGUGUGGGCACCCUGCAGGUCCUGAGGCACGUCAUCAACACGGCGGCUGCUCAGAUGGCAGUUAAGAAACCCUUCAUUCUCUCCUCCAUGAAGCUCCCUCUUCUGGACACCAACAACAAGGUAAAGCGGGCAGUGGUGCAGGUGGUCAGCGCCAUGGCCCACCACGGCUACCUGGAGCAGCCUGGCGGCAAGGCCAUGGUCGAGUACGUCGUGCAGCAGUGCGCGCUGCCCCCCGAGGCUGAGCCUCAGAAGCCAGGCACUGACAGUGAGGCCCUGGCGGCCGAUAGCGUGCGGGCCAUCAGCGUCAGCACCCUCUACCUGGUCAGCACCACUGUGGACAGGAUGGGUGAGGUCCUCUGGCCGUACCUGCUUGAGUUCCUGGUCCCCGUCCGCUUCACCGGGGCGCUGAGCCCGCUCUGCAGGAGCCUUGUGCACUUGGCCCAGAAGAGGCAGGAGGCGGGGGCCCAUGCCCCCCUCAUCCAGUACAACGGCAACGUGCACCUCCCGUCUCCCUACGCCAUCACCACCAGACUCCUGGCCGUGUCUUCCAAUCCAUAUGUGGGGGAUGGUCGCGGGGCAGCCUCACUGCGCCUCCUGAGUGUCUUGCAUCAGGACAUCCACCCGGCCCUGGGUCAGCGGUGGGCGACUGCCAUCCCCCUGCUGCUGGAGCACCUGGACGAAUACAGUGAAGAAACCCUGUCACAGAAGGAGUGGGAAGAAAAGCUGCUGAUGUUUCUCCGGGACUCCCUGGCUGUCGUGUCCGACAACACCUGGGUCUGCCAGCUGACCCUGGAAAUGUGCAAGCAGCUACCCAACUACAACGGGACGCCCCUGGAGAAGAACUUCCUGUACAAAUGUGUCGGGACCACCCUGGGUGCCGCUUCAAGUAAGGAGGUGGUGAGGAAGCACCUGCAGGAGCUGCUGGAGACGGCCAGAUACCAGGAGGAGAGGGAGCGUGAGGGCCUUGCCUGUUGCUUUGGGAUCUGUGCCACCUCCCACCUGGAUGACACCCUGGCCCAGCUGGAAGACUUUGUGAAGUCAGACAUGCUCAGAAAAUCUGCCGGCAUUUUCAACAUUUUUAAGGAUCGGAGCGAGAGCGAGGCCGACAAAGUGAGGAGUGCACUGAUCCUGUGCUACGGGCAUGUGGCGGCCCGGGCCCCGCGUGAGCUGCUGCUGGCCAGGGUGGAGGCGGACGUGUUCCGGAACAUGUCCCAGUGCUUCAGCACCAAGGUUCUGGGGAUAAAAGUAGAGACCAAGGACCCAGCCCUGAGACUGAGCCUGGUGCAGAGCGUGUGCAUGGCCACCCAGGCCGUCUGCAGCAGCGCCCAUGGUGGCUCCUUCCACCUCUCGAGGAAGGCCGAGCUGGUGGCGCAGAUGGUGGAGUUCAUCAAAGCAGAGCCCCCAGACUCGCUGAGGACGCCCAUUCGGAAGAAGGCUAUGCUCGCCUGCACGUAUCUGGUUACCCUGGAGCCAGCCCUGGAGGAGCAGGUGCAGGCGGACCUGAUUCACAGCUGCCUGCACAGUGUCAUGGCCAUGCUGCCUGAGCCAGAGGAGGGGGACAGCCACCAGGAGUCCCUGUACCUGGACACCAUGCAGGCCCUCAAGGACUUGCUGACGAGCCUCCUUCAGCGGAACAUGACGCCUCAGGGUCUGCAGGUCAUGGUGGAGCACCUGAACCCAUGGAUCAAGUCCCCGAGGGGCCACGAACGGGUGCGGGCACUCGGCCUGAGUGCCUGCCUGCUGCAGUUCUUCCUAGAACACCUGCAGAUCAGUGCCCUGGUGCCCUUCCACAACCUGGGCCUCCUUGUUGGCCUCUUCUCCCCACGGUGCGCUGACCUCUGGCCUGCCACUCGCCGAGAGGCUGUGAACUGCGUCCACUCCCUGCUGUACCUGCAGCUGGGCUACGAGGGCUUCUCGCGAGACUACCGGGAUGACGUGGCUGAGCAGCUCCUCAGCCUCAAGGAUGGCCUGGCGCACCCUGACCCCACCAUUCUCUUCCACACCUGCCACAGCAUUGCCCAGAUUAUUGCCAAGCGCCUCCCGCCAGAUCAGCUCAUCAGCCUCUUGCUAACCUUGUUUGAGGGCCUGGGAGAUCCCGACAAGAACUGCUCUCGAGCCGCCACUGUCAUGAUCAACUGCCUGCUCAAGGAGCGGGGCAACAUGCUGCAGGAGAAGGUGCCGGAGAUUGUGAGCGUGCUGCGCUCCAAGCUGCAGGAGACCCGAGAGGAGCACGUCCUACAGGCCGCACAGCACAGCGUGUUUGUCCUGGCCACCCACCACCACGCUGCUGUGGUGUCCAGUCUUCUGGGCAGCCCCCUGCCCUUUGACAGCCACACCUGCACCCUGUGGCGAGCACUGGCCUUGGAGCCCGGCCUCGCCGCACAGGUCCUGGGGCUGCUCCUGGAGAAGAUAAGCAGGGACGUCCCGUUCAAGGAGAGCCGGGCCUUCCUGCUGAGUAGCACGCCGGACCGCGUGGCCACCCUGCUGCCCCUCGCAGCCACCUGUGCACUGCACGAGGUCGCAUCUGCCCUGGCGUCUGGGCCAGCGGUGCUGGAGCUCUAUCCCCAGCUGUUUGCGGCACUGCUGCUGCGGGUCAGCUGCACCAUGGGUGUCCAGCCACCCCGGCACCUGCAGGCCAAGGAGAGGAGGAGCGCCAGCUCAGGCCUGGCCUCGCGGAGCCUUGAGCCUUGCAGCUCUGCGGUGGACGCGCUGCAGGCCGUGCUUGUCCGUGGUGGCAACGAGGACGUGGUGCAGCACAUGGAACUGAAUGGGGGCUGGCAGCUGCUCAAGACCUCAGCUGGGCACGAGGAGGGCGUUACCCAGCUGGCCAGUGCCAUGGCAAAGUUUGCGGGUCCCCGGCUUCCCCUGGUGAUGAAGGUGCUCUUCGCUACACAGAGCAGCGUGUAUGAGGUCCAGAGGGUCACCUCCACAGCCUUCCUGGCUGAGCUGCUCAGCAGCAACGUGGUGAACGACCUGAUGCUUCUGGAGUCGCUGCUGGACAACCUGACAGCACGGCAGAAGGACACGAGUGCCCGCGUGCGGAGGUUGGUGCUCCGUGGGCUGGCCAACGUGGCCUCGGGCUCCCCAGAGAAGGUACAGACCCACGGCCCCCAACUCCUGACAGCCAUGAUCAGUGGGCUGGAUGAUGGGGACGACCCACACAGCCUGGUGGCGCUGGAGGCCAUGGUGGGCCUGGCAAGGCUGCUGGACCUAGUGGAUGCCUGGGACCUGCGCGCGGUGCUGCUGCACAUUGCUGUCCGCAUUCGGCCCUUCUUCGACAGCGAAAGGAUGGAGUUCCGCUCGGCGUCCAUCCACCUCUUUGGGCACCUCAACAAGGCCUGCCGUGGGGACUGCGAGGAUGUCUUCCUGGAGCAGGUUGUGGGCGGUCUGGCACCCCUUCUGUUGCACCUGCAGGACCCCCAGGCCCCCGUGGUCGCGGCCUGCAGGUUCGCCUUGCGCAUGUGCGGCCCCAACCUGGAGUGUGAGGAGCUGGCAGCCGUCUUCCAGAAGCAUCUGCAGGAAGGCCACGGCCUGCACUUUGGAGAGUUCCUCAACACCACCUGCAAGCACCUGAUGCGCCACUUCCCCGACUUGCUGGGCCGCUUGCUGAGCACCAGUCUGUUCUACUUCAAGAGCAGCUGGGAGGACGUCCGUGCUGCCGCCUCCAUGCUCACAGGGUUCUUGGUGCUGCACGUGGAGGCUGAGCAGCGGCCGCAGGUGGACCUGGAGCAGCUUCUCGCGGCCCUCCAGCUGCUGCUCAAGGACCCAGCCCCCCAGGUGCGUGCUAAGGCUGCGGAGACUCUGGGCCGCCUGGUGAAGUUCGCCUGA